This is a messenger RNA of Colletotrichum karsti, 1635 nucleotides long. RefSeq lists its product as uncharacterized. The record is from RefSeq and is a predicted model, not a curated record. Bases 1 to 1635 code for a protein of 544 amino acids. The transcript is spliced from 4 exons. NCBI's taxonomy places the organism in Eukaryota, Fungi, Ascomycota, Sordariomycetes, Glomerellales, Glomerellaceae.
AUGAAGCCACAAAACGUUUUUCUCAGCCACGCCCUUUUCGGGUCCGCCAGCGCCCUGUCACUGCCCAAUAGUGCACAUGCCAUCUUGAGCAGAGACGUCAGCAACUCCUCAACUCCAACAAACAAGUCUCUUUCAUGGGCAGAAUGUAACUUGGACUUUGGCGCCGCCAAUAACGCCAUUGUCGACGCCCUGCCUGAGAAGCCCGAGUGCGCCAAGCUUGAAGUCCCGCUGGACUACACAAGCUUGAGUUCCGGAGAGACUAUCGAACUUCAACUGAUCAGGUUCAAAGCCAACAAAGAGCCAUACAAAGGCAGCAUCAUCUACAACCCCGGUGGGCCUGGAGGGUCCGGUGUUGAGAGAACCAUAGUGUCACCUGCUGGGGGUCUACAAAUGAGAGAUAUCGUUGGAGGACAGUACGAUAUUGUCUCAUUCGAUCCAAGGGGUGUCGGAAGAACGAUUCCAUUCGCGUGCAACAUCACGGCGACGGAGACAGCACCUACCCUCGCUCGCCGCGAAUUCAACACACUGCCGCAGGCAAACAUAUGGGCCUACUUCAACGAAUUCGUCUUGGGCGCCGCGGAAGCGAUCGCCGACGCCUGCUUCCGUGACCAAGCCAAGUACGGGCGCUUCAUCGGCACGGCAUUCGGAGCCAGGGACUUGAUCUCCAUCGCCGACGCCCUCGACCAGGGCCCGAAGGUGAACUACUGGGGGACUUCCUACGGAACCGUUCUCGGACAAGUCUUCACCUCCAUGUUUCCCGAGCGCGUCGGGCGCGUCCUGCUCGAUGCCAACCUUCUCGCCGAGGACUAUGCCAGUACCACUUGGAUAACCGCCCAACGCGACGUGGAACGGGCCCUUCACAAACUGUUUGACGGGUGCGUCGAGGCCGGUCCUGGGACCUGUGUGCUGGCCAACCACACCGGCACCAACACCACCGGAGAUAGUUUGAUGUCGGCACUCGACGAAGCCAUUCAAGAGAAGCUCGACGAUGACACCGAGGGUGAGGAUUUUGGACUUCUCUAUGUCCUCCCUUUCAAAGUCGCAAUCGUAGGGGAACUCUACGGUCCCGCGACCUACUUCGACGCCAUCGAGAGAGUCAACCACGUACUCACGGGGAACUGGACGGCGGCGGUCACUCCGACACCUAACAUGUUGGCAUCCGAAUGGAACCAAGGAGAGCACGCCAUGUUGGGAAUCUCGUGCGCCGACUCGUCCUUCCGCGCCGAGAACCGCGACGACUUCUAUUCCGUCUACCAAGCCCGCCUGGCGCAGGGUUCCUUCGCGGACUCGGUCCCCGACCGGCUCUACUGCGGCCGUUGGCGCUUCAGCUCCGCCGAACAGAUCGACCUCAACGCUCUGAGAAACGUCAAGACCAGCUAUCCGGUCCUCGUCGUCAACGGUCACUACGACCCGGGCACCUCGGAGAGCUCUGCGUGGGAGGUGUCCGCGAGACUCCGCAACAGUCGGAUGGUUGUUCACAUGGGCGUCGGUCACGGGUUUAGAAACCACCCUUCCAAGUGCACAAACGAUGUCGUCCGCGACUACUUCGCCGACGGCAAACUGCCGGAGGUGGGAACCGUUUGCGAACCAGACAAGAGUGCAUUCGAAGUCGCCAUUGAGUUGAAGGAAAAGUGA